Papaver somniferum (opium poppy) is the source of this 915-nucleotide messenger RNA. Its product is annotated as ethylene-responsive transcription factor LEP-like. Gene Ontology annotation, molecular function: DNA-binding transcription factor activity; DNA binding. The transcript has a single exon. The coding region runs from base 1 to 915 and encodes 304 amino acids. The record is from RefSeq and is a predicted model, not a curated record. Lineage: Eukaryota; Viridiplantae; Streptophyta; Magnoliopsida; Ranunculales; Papaveraceae. Gene Ontology annotation, biological process: regulation of DNA-templated transcription.
AUGGAUUUCAACACCAAGCAACCCUCCUCUUCUUCUCCUUCCUCAUCAAAAUUGCUUCAAGAAAAAAAAGCCAAGAAAAAGCAACAACCAGAAGAAGAAACCACGUCAACAGUAAGGUUUGUAGGAGUAAGAAGAAGACCAUGGGGAAGAUAUGCAGCUGAAAUAAGAGACCCGUCGACAAAAGAAAGACAUUGGCUAGGCACAUUUGAUACUGCAGAAGAAGCCGCAUUGGCUUACGACAGAGCUUCACGAUCAAUGCGUGGGUCUCAUGCACGUACAAAUUUCGUCUACUCCGACAUGCCGCGAGGCUAUUCUGUUACGGACAUUAUAUCUCCAGAUGAAAGCGACCAACUUCAUCCACUCUCGUCUUUUUUCAUUAGUUGCAAUUCCCAAUAUCAACCUCAACAGAUGACUAGCACCGAUCCUAGUCCUCCUCGACAGAUGUACUCUGACACUCAAGAAACCGGCAAUGUUAGCCACUUUGCUAGUGGAUUUUCUACAAACGAUAUGCAAAAUGGCUCGUGGUUAAAUCAAACGACGUUCUCUCAGCCACAGCAACAAGAAAGUGCUGGUAUUAGCAUAGUUGAUAGUGGCAGCAAACAUGUUUACAACGAUGGAUAUGAACUUCCACCAUUUCCUUCGGAUAUGUCUGAUUUUUCUGGGUGCUUUGGAUACUCCAGUAUGCCAGUUUCACCGUGUUUCGGGAACAACAAUAAUAUGAAUCAAGAUUGGUCUGAUUUGACGAGUGUAGUCGAGUCUUCCAUUGGCGGGUAUGAAUCGACGGGUAGUGGAUCAUAUGUGGGUUUUGAUUCGACCGAAUACGUUCAUAGUCCACUUUUUGGACAAAUGCCUCCUGUUCUUUCUGAUUCUGGUAUGGAUAAUUUGGAUUUGGGUUCUUCAGCUUAUUUCUUCUGA